Molecule: messenger RNA, 2343 nt
Organism: Tetrahymena thermophila SB210
Lineage: Eukaryota; Ciliophora; Oligohymenophorea; Hymenostomatida; Tetrahymenidae
Product: vacuolar proton-inorganic pyrophosphatase
Exons: 11
Biological process (GO): proton transmembrane transport
Cellular component (GO): membrane
Molecular function (GO): diphosphate hydrolysis-driven proton transmembrane transporter activity; inorganic diphosphate phosphatase activity
Source: RefSeq, a predicted model, not a curated record
AUGAUCGAUUCCGAUACAGCAGUAUUAACUACAAUCAUUUUCUCUGUAAUUUGUUUGAUUUACUCUAUUGUCAUGGCAUUCGUCAAGAACUUUUUUGGGAAUGUUGCUGAAGAUUACAAGAAAUUAAAAACUGGAUAAGUUGGAGGUACAUUUGCUGAUAGAGAAGCACUAUUAGUCAUACAAACCUUAGGAGCUGAUCAGAGAGCUUUAAGCUUCUAAGAUUCUUGUAAGCGUCUAUUAAAAGAGUCUCUUUUUCUUUUUACUUACUAAUCAAUCAGCAUGCUGAUAGUAGCAACCAUCUUCUGCUUGACUUUCAUUAUAUGGUUUAGUCUCGAUGGCUAAUAUUUAUGGCUCUUUUUGCCUUUCCUAAUUGGAUUGUUGAUCACUAGUUUAUGCACUUUCUUGGUUAUUUUGUUGACCAGCCAAAGCAGAGCUAGAGUUUUAUUCACAGCCCAAGAUGAUAAGGAAGUUACUUUUUCUGAAGGAUACAUAAUGAAUAACAGUAUCACAACAGGAAUUCUCUCUAUUUUUAUACUUACACUUCUCUUAGUCAUUCCAAAGUUUGAAAAAUGGUAUUUUGAAGAUUAUGACCAAAAGAAGUAUCAGUAGAAUUUCUACUUUAACAGUUUGUCCUUCUCACUUGGAGUCUGUCUUGCAAGUCUUUUCUACAGAGAUUUGGGAGGUAACUUGAGUAAAGGCAUAAGCAUUGGUUCUACUUAAAUUGAUGAGCAGUUAAAAGACAUUGGCACACCUGAUGCUGCUAGUGCUCACAACAAUCUGAAGUAUGGUGAAAUUAUUGGAAAUUACUUUAGUCAUAACGUCACAUCUACUCUCGACUUGAUUUCCCUUAUUUCUACUUUAAUCGUAGCUACAAACCUUCUUUCAACUGGUAAAGACGAUACUGACAACACAACAUUCAAUUUAUUGGUAUAUUUGAUGUCAUUAAAUGUGUUAAUAACUUUUGUAGUCUCUUGGAUAUCCAAGUUUGCUUCUGACAAGUUUUAGUUGCAACCAACUUCUUCAUUCAUCGCCAAACAGAUAAGAAUUCAAUACAUUGUUAUUAAUAUAAUCAGUUUCAUCUUACUCUUCUUCCUACCAUCUGAACUUGUUCCUACUAAAAUUUCUAUCGGAAAAGAUGGUACUAAAAAUCCUUCAUUCUUUGACUCAGAUAUUUCCGAAGGUGAUUUGAUCUGGUGCUUGCAAAUUGGGCAAGUUAUUUCAUUCUUAAUUAUUCUAUUCUACGAAGUCUGGACUUCAUACGGUUUCUCAUUGGUAAGAAGAGUUAGUAAGUAGUUCAGAACAACCUCUUUCAGCUACGGAGUUGCUUAUGCUGAAUCUUAAAGCAAUGUAGCCACAUGCAUUAUUGUAUUUAUCUUAGCUUUUACAGUUUACUUUGCUUACUACUUUGGAGGUGUUUUCGGUUUGAAUUGGAUUACCAUUGGUAUUCUUUAGUCAGCUCCAUUACUCCUAGGCGUUUGCUUCUUCAGUUUGGCAACUAGCGAUUCAGUUACUACAGCUGGACUUAAUGGUCUUGAGUAAUUCUGUACAAGACUAAGACUCAUUAACUGGGCAACAAACAACUUCUCAUCAUUGAUCUAGUUGCUUAAUAUUGCAGGAAACUUCUUCGCUAAUUUGCUCAUAAUUGCAUCUAUCGUCCAAAUAACAAAAUAAUAAGCUUCUGCUAUUUUCAAUGGAGGAAUUUUAGUAGGAUUCCUUAUUGGAUGUUCUAUGAUAUAACUCAUAUCGUAUGUCAACACUUUGGGAAUAUAGCACUUAGCAUCUAAAAUGGUUGAUGAAAGCAAUAAUUUCAGGGUAAAAGUUUCUCAAAGUCACUUCGAAAAUUUAAAUAAGCUAAUUCUCAGUACCUUUACACCAUCAUUCUACACUGUUUUGCUUAAUUUGAUUAUCGUUGUUUCUUAUAUUAUGUUCACUGCCAUGAUUCUAGGUACAUCAGCCACUAUCGGAUUUACUAUCGGCCUUACAUUGUUCGGUUUGAUUUCUUCUCUCCGCCAACUCAUAGUUGGAUACUCCCUCAAGAAUGCUCAAAAUUAUAUCGACUAAUCUAAUUUGAUUGGUUAAAAUGAACUCAAGUAAUCCACAACUUCAAGCAAGGAUAGUGGAUAUAUUGCCUAGGCUUUAUACUAAAUUCCAGGAACAGGACUUUACAAUUACAUUAAUUUAGCUUUAAUGAUUUUUAUACUUGGAGCACAAGUAUUUUAAAAUUAUGGAUAUUUUGAUAACUAUAUGGCUAAGAAUAGCUCAGAAUUAUCUGGAAGCACAACCAACUGGUAUUUAGAUAGCUCUGAUAGUUCUUCAGAUGUAAAAACCAAAAAACUAUUCUGA